Ascochyta rabiei is the source of this 312-nucleotide messenger RNA. RefSeq lists its product as uncharacterized. The record is from RefSeq and is a predicted model, not a curated record. The transcript has a single exon. Bases 1 to 312 code for a protein of 103 amino acids. NCBI's taxonomy places the organism in Eukaryota, Fungi, Ascomycota, Dothideomycetes, Pleosporales, Didymellaceae.
AUGGAAGCAGCGAGGCUGAUUUCAGACCCCCAUACUCUCUACAGCUCGACCUUCAUCCUCGAGUUUCUUAACCCCCCUCCUUUCCUAAACGCCGCGGUCCUCAUGCGCUGCACAUACCUCCUCCCCGCCAUGUCUCAAGGAAAAGCAAACCCCCAAGCCCCACCGCGGCAUCUGCACUUCUCGCAAUCUGAAACUUCAGUCGUAGCCAAAGGCACCGUCGGCACAAUGACGGGCUGGGACGUACAAGACCAUGUGUGGAUCAAGGCGAACAGCUUGUUCUGUUCCCGACGGCGUGGUGGCUGGAUCCGUUGA